CUCAUCGUCCGAACUCCGAAGCCGCUCCACUCCACUCCACUCGAAAAAACACAGCCGGCGCCCAGCCUGAGGACAGCCAGCCACACACGCGCGCACAUAGUACAAGCGUGCCCGCACGGCCGCACCGCCGGCGAGCGACGUCCCAGCAGAGCGCGUGCGGGAGCGAUGGCUCUCCUGCUGCUGCAGCACGGCUGCCGCCUCGCUCCUCUCCGCGCCUUCGCCGCUCCGGCGUUCCGGCGGGCGGAGGCGACGGCCCGGCGCCGGUUCGUGGCGGCCGCCGCGACGGCGUCCGGCGAAGGCGCGGGCGCGGCCACCGCGGUGCACGGCGGCUCGGACCACGACGCGUCCGCGGGCAAGGCGCGCGAGUACGGCGGGACCAACGGCGCCGUCUCCGGCGGCACCGCCAGCAGGUCCACCGCCAUCGAGACCACCGUCGAGAGGAUCAUCUUCGAUUUCCGGUUCCUGGCUCUGCUCGCCGUGGCCGGGUCGCUGAUGGGCUCCCUCCUCUGCUUCCUCAACGGCUGUGUGUACAUCAAAGAGGCGUACAGCGUCUACUGGAACAGCUGCGUCAAGGGCGUCCACACGGGCCAGAUGGUGCUCAAAGUGGUCGAAGCCAUCGAUGUGUAUCUUGCCGGCACCGUGAUGCUGAUAUUCGGGAUGGGCCUCUACGGGCUGUUCAUCAGCAACGCCCCCACCGACGCGCCCUCCGAAUCCGACCGCGCCCUGCAGGGAUCAUCCCUCUUCGGGAUGUUCGCUCUCAAGGAGCGGCCCAAGUGGAUGAAGAUCACGUCGCUGGACGAGCUGAAGACGAAGGUGGGGCACGUGAUCGUGAUGAUCCUGCUGGUGAAGAUGUUCGAGCGGAGCAAGAUGGUGAAGAUCGCCACGGGGCUCGACCUGCUCAGCUACUCCGUCUGCAUCUUCCUCUCCUCCGCUUCGCUCUACAUCCUCCACAACCUCCACAGGCCCGAGCACGACGACUCCUCCCACUCAUCCGUCAUGCCAAACUUGUAGUGGCCUCUGUUUGUAGCUGUAGCUGAACCAGCCGAUCUCUGUAAGUGGUGUGUAGGAAGGGAAUAGAUCAUUAGAUUGUACUAUGGAACAAGAACAUCGUGCCACUGUCGAUAUGGUGUGCGUGUUUCUGGACUAAACACCAUUGAACAGUUCCAGCUGUUAGAUGCGGAUGAUUUUA
This is a messenger RNA of Brachypodium distachyon (stiff brome), 1189 nucleotides long. RefSeq lists its product as uncharacterized. Lineage: Eukaryota; Viridiplantae; Streptophyta; Magnoliopsida; Poales; Poaceae. The transcript is spliced from 5 exons. The coding region runs from base 166 to 1011 and encodes 281 amino acids. The record is from RefSeq and is a predicted model, not a curated record.